Messenger RNA from Leptopilina heterotoma, 1248 nucleotides. Its product is annotated as vegetative cell wall protein gp1-like. The record is from RefSeq and is a predicted model, not a curated record. NCBI's taxonomy places the organism in Eukaryota, Metazoa, Arthropoda, Insecta, Hymenoptera, Figitidae. The transcript has a single exon. The coding region runs from base 1 to 1248 and encodes 415 amino acids.
AUGAGAAACAUGAAGUAUGAUCCAGAGGAACCAGAAUUGUUUAGGAUUGAGAGAAAUGAAAUGGAUCUGCAACCUAAUUUACCAAUGUUUCCAAAUAAUUUAAUUGAAGAGGUGCUUGCCAUGGAGGAUAAUGUAAUUGUGGACAUUGUUUUGGAAGAACUUCCAAUUCCAAGGGAUAUAAAUGAACCUGAAUUUCUAAAUGUCUUUUAUGAUUCACAACAACCUUGGAUAAGAAAGAAAACAAAAUCACGUAUAGUCAUUCCACCACCACCACCACCCAAAUCCUUGGAGGAUAUCCUUCAAGAGCUGAUGCUAGCACCGAUUGUUGCACCCGUUCCAGCUCCGAGACCACCCAUUCCGGCUCCGAGACAGCUAGCACCGAUUGUUGCACCCAUUCCGGCUCCGAGACAGCUAGCACCGAUUGUUGCACCCGUUCCAGCUCCGAGACCACCCAUUCUGGCUCCGAGACAGCUAGCACCGAUUAUUGCACCCAUUCCGGCUCCGAGACAGCUAGCACCGAUUGUUGCACCCGUUCCAGCUCCGAGACCACCCAUUCCGGCUCCGAGACAGCUAGCACCGAUUGUUGCACCCAUUCCGGCUCCGAGACAGCUAGCACCGAUUGUUGCACCCGUUCCAGCUCUGAGACCACCCAUUCCGGCUCCGAGACAGCUAGCACCGAUUGUUGCACCCAUUCCGGCUCCGAGACAGCUAGCACCGAUUGUUGCACCCGUUCCAGCUCCGAGACCACCCAUUCCGGCUCCGAGACAGCUAGCACCGAUUGUUGCACCCAUAUCGGCUCCGAGACAGCUAGCACCGAUUGUUGCACCCGUUCCAGCUCCGAGACCACCCAUUCCGGCUCCGAGACAGCUAGCACCGAUUGUUGCACCCAUUCCGGCUCCGAGACAGCUAGCACCGAUUGUUGCACCCGUUCCAGCUCCGAGACCACCCAUUCCGGCUCCGAGACAGCUAGCACCGAUUGUUGCACCCAUUCCGGCUCCGAGACAGCUAGCACCGAUUGUUGCACCCGUUCCAGCUCCGAGGCAAAUUGGACGACGCAUUGCGCAUGUAGCAGCAGGUGAUGCACCGGUUAGGUAUCUCAGGCAAGUAGCACAACGUGUUGCGCAAUCGUUACAUCCUAGUCCAAGACGUGCAGUCCUACUCCCUCCACGUCGUCUGCGUAUAACUCGACAGCAACGCUUAGUAAAGGCUAUGAAGAAUUUUGCAACAGCGUCCUCAAGAAAGCGGUAG